UCUCCUCUGUCUCUCCUCUACUGGUAGCGUUCUCUGUGUUCCGCUCCACUCAACCAUUGCUAGGGUUUCAACGUUCAACUUGUUUUGCUUUCUCUUCACAGCAACAUGGUUCUCACUACUGAGGGUGCGACGAAUUGUGUUGAGGCUGUGGCCUUCAGUUUCUUAACCGGUGAGGAGUUACGGAGGAGUAGCCGGGUGAAGAUAACAAGUCCCACUUUGCUUGAUACUGUUGAGAGGCCUAUACCUGGUGGAUUAUAUGACCCUGCUUUGGGCCCACUCGAUGAUAAGUCUCUUUGUAAAUCUUGUGGUCAAACUUCUAAACAUUGCCCGGGUCAUUUUGGUCAUAUUGAGCUCGUUUCCCCACUCUACAACCCUUUGAUGUUCAAUAUUCUUAGCAAUAUUCUACAAAGAACUUGUUUCUCUUGCCAUCAUUUCCAGGCUAGCAGACAUGAGGUGGACAAACGUACGUCUCAAUUGGAGCUCAUUAUGAAAGGGGAUAUUGUCGGAGCCAAGAAUUUGGAUUCAAUUAGUCUAGAUGAAUCCAUUCAUCUGAAUGUUGGUGAUGAGAGCCCGUGUUGUAGUGCUGAGCAACUGGGAGAAAAUUGGACCUCCCUUCAAUUUAGUGAGGCAAUGUCUGUUCUAAGGAAGUUUCUGGCGCGGAAAUAUAGGAAGUGUCAAAAUUGUCAAGUCAUCAAUCCUAGAAUCAGUAAACCAACCUUUGGAUGGUUUCGUAUGAAUGUUCUCUCAUCUGAUCAAGCCAGAGCAAACAAAAUUACAACUGAUGGUGCUUUGUUGGCGAGUGAAACAAUCAAUGAUGAUAUAUCUUUAGGAAGUGGAGAUACUACAGAUGAAGAUGAUAUUACCUCUGCAGUGACUGAUAGUAGUGUUGCGAAAAGGAAUAAUAGAAAAAUGGGGAAGUUGUCUUGCAAGCUUGCUGAGCAAAAUAAACUUUCUGGGUCUUUGUUACCAUCACAGGUUAAAGGUAUUUUAGAGCUUUUGUGGGAAAAUGAGGCUCGACUCUGUUCUUAUAUUAGUGAUAUUCAAGAUAAGGGAUUUGGAAAGAAAGCCGGUCACUCGAUGUUCUUUCUAGAGAAUAUUUUUGUUCCACCAAUCAAAUUCCGUCCCCCAACUAAAGGAGGCGAUAAUGUGAUGGAACAUCCUCAAACUGUUUUGUUGACUAAGGUUUUACAGUCCAACAUGUUCUUAGGAGAUGCCCAUUUAAACAAGUUAGAUCCCUCAAAGGUUCUAAGCCGGUGGAUGGAUCUUCAGCAAUCUGUAAACGUGCUGUUUGACAAUAAAACUGCUUCUGGCCAAAGAGAUGUGGCUACUGGAAUUUGUCAGUUGCUGGAGAAGAAGGAAGGCAUCUUCCGCCAGAAAAUGAUGGGAAAGCGGGUUAAUUUUGCAUGCCGCUCUGUCAUAUCGCCAGAUCCUUAUUUAGCAGUCAAUGAAAUUGGGAUUCCCCCAUAUUUUGCUUUAAGAUUAACGUAUCCUGAGAGAGUCACUCCUUGGAAUGUUGUCAAGUUAAGGGAUAGCAUCCUUAAUGGUCCUGAAUCCCAUCCAGGUGCCACGCACUAUGCUGAUGAAGUAUCAAUAGUCAAGCUUCCCCCAAAAGGGAAGUUGCUCUCUUUAACAUCAAGGAAAUUAUCAUCCUCUAGAGGGGUUAUUAUGCAUCAUGGGAAGAUGUAUGACCGUGAAUUUGAAGGUAAAGUUGUGUAUCGCCACUUGAAGGAUGGUGACGUUGUGCUUGUCAAUCGACAGCCCACUCUUCAUAAACCUAGUAUAAUGGCACAUAUUGUUCGUGUUCUAAAGGGGGAGAAAACAGUACGCAUGCACUAUGCAAACUGUAGUACUUACAAUGCUGAUUUUGAUGGUGAUGAGAUUAACGUUCAUUUUCCACAAGAUGAAAUUUCUCGUGCUGAAGCGUACAAUAUUGUAAAUGCCAACAAUCAAUAUGUGAAGCCUACUAGUGGUGAUCCAAUCAGAGCUUUGAUUCAGGAUCAUAUUGUAAGUGCUGCUCUUCUUACUAAAAAGGAUACUUUUUUAAGUUGUGAAGAGUUCAAUCAGCUUCUCUACAGUUCUGGUGUAUCCAUGGCUGGGCUGGGCUCUUUCUGUGGCAAACCUGGGCAGAAAGUUUUCGUGGCCAAUUCUGAGAGUGAAAUGUUUCUGUUUCCUCCAGCAGUAUGGAAGCCAGAGCCCCUAUGGACUGGAAAACAGGUUAUCAGUGCAUUGCUAUAUUAUAUCACCAGAGGUAGCGCACCAUUUUCUGUUGAGAAGAAUGCGAAAAUCCCAUCUAAUUUUUUCAAGACUCGAAACAGGGAGGGAAAAAGAUGCACUGAAGAUACAUCAAAAAAGAAGGAUGAACCUGAUGAGGAUAAAUUGUUGAUAUAUAGAAAUGAUUUGGUGCGUGGUGUAGUUGAUAAGGCCCAAUUUGGUGACUACGGUAUGGUACAUACAGUGCAAGAACUUUAUGGCUCAAAUGUUGCUGGCAAUCUGCUUUCGGCAUUAAGUCGGUUAUUCACUACCUUUUUACAGAUGCAUGGGUUCACAUGUGGGGUAGAUGAUCUUCUCUUAACAAAAGAAAAGGAUGGUGAGAGAAUGAAUCAACUUGAAAGCUGCGAGGAAAUUGGUGACAUUGUUCAUCGUGAAUUCAUUGGAGUCAUGGACGGUGAUAAUAUAGACGCACUCACAUUGCAGUUGAAUAUUGAGAAAAGAAUACGUAGUAAUGGAGAAGCAGCGUUAACAUACUUAGAUAGGAAGAUGACAAGCAAUCUUAACUCCAGAACAAGCUCAGGGAUAUUAAAGGAGCUAUUAUCUGAAGGCAUAUUGAAACCCUCUGGAAAAAAUUGGAUUUCUCUUAUGACUACAUCUGGAGCUAAGGGUAGUAUGGUUAAUUUCCAGCAGAUAUCUUCUCAUCUAGGCCAGCAAGAAUUGGAAGGUAAACGAGUCCCACGCAUGGUUUCUGGAAAGACCUUACCAUGCUUUUCUCCCUGGGAUUGUUCCCCUAGAGCAGGAGGAUUCAUUAUUGAUCGGUUUCUAACAGCACUUCGUCCGCAGGAAUAUUACUUUCAUUGCAUGGCUGGUCGUGAAGGGUUAGUUGAUACUGCAGUUAAAACAUCUCGGAGUGGUUACCUGCAAAGAUGCCUAAUGAAAAACCUUGAGUGUCUUAAAGUCUGUUAUGAUCAUACUGUCCGUGAUGCUGAUGGUUCAAUUAUUCAGUUUCACUAUGGAGAAGAUGGCGUAGAUGUCCAUCAAACUAGCUUUAUCACCAAAUUUGAAGCAUUGUCAACUAAUAAAGAAUUGGUUUACAGCAACUGUUGCCGUCAGUUAGACCGGUCCAGUCCUUAUAUUAACAAGUUGCCUGAUGCUCUUAAAGGAAAAGCAGAAAACUUCAUUCAUAAUUUCUCUUUAAAACAGAGAAAUCAUGGUUCAAUGAAACGAGCAGAUUUCUUGAAGUUGAUGGAGCACAAGUAUGUCUCAAGUCUUGCUCAGCCUGGUGAGCCUGUUGGUGUGUUAGCUUCUCAAUCUGUUGGUGAACCGGCAACGCAGAUGACUUUGAAUACUUUUCACCUUGCUGGUCGAGGUGAAAUGAAUGUGACACUUGGAAUUCCACGUUUGCAAGAGAUCCUCAUGGCUGCCUCACGUGAUAUCAAGACUCCAUUUAUGACAUGCCCCUUGAGACCGAAUAAGUCUAUGAAAGAUGCCAUAAGUCUUGCAGAUAAGUUGAAGAAGAUUACUGUAGCUGAUAUAAUUGAGAGUAUGAAAGUUUCUGUGGUACCAGUAGCUGUUCGUGAUGGUCAGAUAUGCAGUAUAUAUAAACUUGUGAUGAAGCUAUAUAAACCUGAAAACUAUCCUAAAUACACGGAUAUUACGCUUGAAGACUGGGAGGAAACUCUAAGAGUUGUCUUUGUAAGGGAGUUGGAGGAUGCCAUUGAAAAUCACAUGAUACUGCUCUCUAAAAUUAGUGGCAUUAAAAAUUAUAAGACAGAUCCACCAUCAAGUUCUUCAAAUGGAUCAGAAGAUGUUCACAGCAGUGGAUCAGAAUCUGAGAGAAAAGGUCACACUAAUGAUGAUGACGAUGCUGAUGAUGGUGGUGGUGUUGAAGACACGGAAGGGGCUGAGGAUCUUGGUUCAGAUGCUCAAAAGAGAAAACAGCAAGGUACUGAUGAGGUUGAUUACGAGGAUGGUCCUGAAGAGGAAACACAUGAUGGGGAGCUAUCUGAGGAAUUUGAAGGUGGUGAGGAUGGCGGUGAUAUUGAAAUUGAAGUUAACGAGGAUGAUAAGAAUGUGACAGUUGAUGCCAAUAAUUCUGAAGAACUUGAAGAACACGCCAUGCACGAGUCUAUUGAGGAAAAGGAUACAUUGAAAUCUGGCAAGAAAAAAUCAGAACCAAUAACAAAAAAAUAUGACAGGGCAGUUUUUGUGAAAGCAAAAGGGAUGCAUUUUGAGAUCCGCUUUAAAUUUACCGGUGAACCUCACAUUUUGUUGGCUCAGAUUGCUCAGAGAACAGCCAACAAGGUUUGCAUCCAGAACUUUGGAAAGGUUGGGGAGUGUAAAGCUAUUACAUGUAAAGAAAGUGGAGUAAUCUACUACGGUGAAGAUGGCAGGAAAAGAGAUGAUAUUCCAUCCUCAGUGAAAGAAACAAUACCAGCACUUCAGACAUCUGGUGUACACUUUGAAACAUUUUGGGAUUUGAAAGGUGAUCUUGAUGUUAGGUAUGUUUAUUCAAACAACGUCCAUGCUAUGCUAAAGGCUUAUGGGGUGGAAGCCGCCAGAGAGACCAUCAUUAGAGAAAUACAAAACGUUUUCAAGUCUUAUGGCAUAUCGGUAAAUAUCCGGCACCUGACGCUUAUUGCUGACUAUAUGACGCACUCCGGUGGCUAUCGUCCAAUGAACAGAAUGGGGAGCAUAGCAGAUUCUACAUCUCCUUUCAUCAAGAUGUGCUUUGAGACAGCCUCCAAGUUCAUUGUGGAAGCAGCUUAUCAUGGUCAGGUGGACAACUUGGAGACUCCUUCUUCUAGAGUUUGUCUUGGUUUGCCAGUGAAGAUGGGAACUGGGUGCCAUGACUUGAUACAGAAGCUGGAAAUAUGAUGUAGCUGGCAUGAGCCUCACCAUUGGCCGAAUGGAUUAUUUAAUGUGACAUGAGAUUACAUGAGACGAUCUCAUUUGUACAUUGGCAAAUCAAUAGUUAUCGUUGGUUUCUAUCUUAGUGUGCUCUUUAUAGAUGUUGAUUUAUCCAUGAACCGUUGAGAUCGUUUCAUAUAAUUUUAUGUUCACGAGAGGAUCCAUUCCCGUUCGGUGAAAUUUUGACGCCAUGUUGUACAACUAUUGUUUGCAAAAUUUUCAAAUCCAUUUUUGUUCUGGCUGAAAAGUAACUUGUUUAGAGGGCAGUAGUAUUAAUAGUUUGAAAUGCACAGUAUCUAUAAUAGAGGUGAUGUAAUGAGUUGUUUUGCCGUUAAUGUAUAACAUUUU
Messenger RNA from Gastrolobium bilobum, 5469 nucleotides. Its product is annotated as DNA-directed RNA polymerase I subunit 1. Gene Ontology annotation, biological process: DNA-templated transcription. The record is from RefSeq and is a predicted model, not a curated record. The transcript has 21 exons. Lineage: Eukaryota; Viridiplantae; Streptophyta; Magnoliopsida; Fabales; Fabaceae. Bases 106 to 5088 code for a protein of 1660 amino acids. Gene Ontology annotation, molecular function: DNA-directed RNA polymerase activity; DNA binding. Gene Ontology annotation, cellular component: RNA polymerase I complex.